AUGCCAGAGAUGCUAGAUCCUGGAACCCCAACCAUCACGCCGCCUGUCUCGCCGGGCGGUGUCGAGAGGCGCAGGUCACGGAACCCUCUCAAGAACAUGAUGCAGCAUCUCACUGUGGAUCCCCCUCCGGAGGAUGAUGUUCGUGAACCCAGGAGAGCUUCGCUCAUACGCCGCAUCAGUUGGGGUCGCAAGAGCCGCAGUCCCUCUGCCCAUUCCGAUAGAUCAGGAGGUCAGCCUCAAGAUCCAAACCUGUGCACUGCCUGCGCCGGUUGGGCUGCCGACAUUGACUCUACGUUCGAUACCAUGGAUGACUUUUUUACAAGAGCUCUAAAUCCCACUUCUGCAGACACUUUCGAAAACAAGGAGCAUUCUCUAGGUCGAUUAAAGGAUCUUGAAGAGAACCGCUUCAUGACAAAAUGUCCUCUCUGCAAGCUGUUCCUCUCAGUCCAUAUUCCCAGCGAGGGUGAAGGAGACUUAUAUCUCUCUGGCUUUUCCAGCAGAGAUACAAAUUAUCUCAUCGACAACAAUACCAUGUUUGAUCAAGGCCACGCGUCCAAGAAUAAGACGAAGGGCGUCAGUCAGGCCUUUCUAGGUGUUGUGCCCAAAAAGAGCGGCGAUGGCGCUUUGAGUUGGGAUGUCAGCGCUGACUGGUUUCGCGGUUCCGGUAUGCUAUACAGAACAUUGCCUGACGCGGCGCCUACAAAUGACCUUCUCAGCGCAAGAUCAGAAGGCAGGCAUUCAAGAGCAAACUCCAUGUCCGAUAAUAACGGAUGGCAGAAGCGAGGUAUUUGGGGUCGUGAGCUAGAGGACACGAUUGAUAUGAGCAUCGGACAGGACUGGUUACGGUUCUGUGAAUUUUACCAUCAAGGACGAUGUGGACGACGGCCAGUUACUCGAGAAAUGCCAGGGUUCAAGCUUGUCGACUGUGCAAAGAACCCCCCACAGGUUGUUACUGCGUCCAUUCAAGAGCGAUACGCGGCGUUGAGUUAUGUGUGGGGAAACACAAAGACAGAGACUUGGCCCAAGGUUGUGUGGGAUGCUGUCAUUGCUUCAAAAGACCUCGGUAUAAGGUACCUCUGGGUCGAUCGUCUUUGUAUGGAGCAGCUGCAACCAGCCGAACGGACGCAGCAGAUUACAAGGAUGGACGAAAUCUUCGAGGGUUCCAUUCUGGCGAUUAUUGCAGCGUGCGGUGACGACGCCGACUAUGGAUUGCCUGGUGUUGGCUCAAGAACACGGCCACCGCAGCCCAAGUAUGAAUUCGUCAACUCCAACAUCACACUCGUAUCGAGUCUUCCAGAUCCAAGGAUAGCCAUCAAAGAAUCCAAGUGGUAUCAGCGAGGCUGGACAUACCAAGAAGGCCUUCUAGCUCGACGUCGCCUCAUUUUUACAGAUCAGCAAAUGUACUGGGAAUGCGAGGGUAUGUGCUGUCCCGAGUCGCUCAUCCUGCCUCUCGAAUUUUACCACGAUAUGGAGCAGCAACGCAUGUUUGACUUUAUGAGGCCUGGUCUCUUCAACGGCGUGUCAUUUGUCGACGGGAGCUGGGAACGCUGGAAGAGACUUCCCGGCAAGGUUGAAGAUCCAAGUACAUUGAGUAUUUUCCGAGAGGCUGAUCAGCAUAUCUGCAACUACACGCGGCGAGAUUUAACCUACGACAACGACUCGCUGAAUGCGUUCCUCGGUAUUUUGAGGCGUCUAGAGACCACCAUUGGAAAUGGUAAAAUGUUCGACAUCUUGGGUGUCCCGCUCUGGGCGCCGCAGUUGGAUCAAGGGCCUGCAGUUAUAGGACUACCACGCACACGCGACAUAUUUGCCCUGUCGACAUGUUUCUGGCAUCACAAAGACGGCAUGAUUGCGACACGGCGUCCACACAUGCCCAGCUGGACUUGGGCUGGUUGGAAGGGAGCUGUUGAUCUGUACUCGUCCAUCACGGUAGUCGACCCAGACAGCAAAGUUAUCCAGCGCAAGUAUAAUCACCAUCACUACGUCACCGCCACACACGUGUCACGCAACGACCCGAAUUCUAUACGCUGGACAUAUUCCCCCAACAUUGUCCUUGUUAACCGCGAUGGAAGCGUGGCGUAUGACUUUGGCGCUUCGACGGCGGUGACAGGCAUGCCGCCUUCCCCACCCAACCUGCAUAUCCGACCCUAUGGAAUUCACGUGCCCAAUCCAUUUGUGCUAGAUCGUGUUAAAGCGCGAUCUCACCCUGACGGAUGGAUCUUCAACCGUGUCAGCGUCGACGUGCGGAUGAGUCGCGGGGCUGUAUCGAUGAGGGAGUACAUCGAGAGGCAUGCCAGGGGAGAACAAAUGACAGUGCUGUGGUUUGUGGAAGAGGCCCUUGUGAUGCUCAUCGUCGUGGAGAGGAUGGAGAGGGAAGGGCGAGUUGUGUGGGAGAGGGUAGGAAGGAUGAGGAUGGGAUUCCCUGAGGAGGCAAAGGAUGUGGUCAAGCGAUGCGGCCGAUUGGAGAAAUUGGUGGAGGAAUUACCUCUUCGACGAUUGGGAGAGGACAUCGUCAUUGAGUAG
Molecule: messenger RNA, 2523 nt
Organism: Fusarium pseudograminearum CS3096
Lineage: Eukaryota; Fungi; Ascomycota; Sordariomycetes; Hypocreales; Nectriaceae
Exons: 1
Coding region: 1-2523 (840 amino acids)
Source: RefSeq, a predicted model, not a curated record